Messenger RNA from Triticum aestivum (bread wheat), 2602 nucleotides. RefSeq names its product zinc finger MYM-type protein 1-like. Lineage: Eukaryota; Viridiplantae; Streptophyta; Magnoliopsida; Poales; Poaceae. The record is from RefSeq and is a predicted model, not a curated record. The transcript has 2 exons. Gene Ontology annotation, molecular function: protein dimerization activity. Bases 626 to 2428 code for a protein of 600 amino acids.
UUUUCUGAAUUUGAAAAGAAAAUCACCACCACCCACAAGCAAUGAUCCUAGUCAUGAUGAAAGUCCAUCAAACGUUAGACGUGCUAUACGCCCAUGUCCUUUGCCGGCCACUUCAACUCCAAGCAGGAUAGGAGGUAAAGUUAGAGCAGACCAGGUAGAUUUGGAUAAGCUACCCCACGAUCCAGCCGAUAGGAGGAGAAUAUCAGAAUAUAUAGGACCAAAGCUACAAGAUGAAGUAAGGCGGAGAUAUUUGAUUAGAGGUCCGCAUAGGCCACAACCUGGCUUCAAGUAUCCACAGAAGAGGAUAGGCAAUAUUUUACGCCAGUUUAAUCAUAAAUGGUUUGGAGACUAUCACUGGCUAGAGUACAGUGAGGAGAAGCAUGCUGCCUUUUGCUUACAUUGCUACUUGUUCAGAGAUUCCAUUGAAGGACAAGGAGGGAAUGACACAUUUGUAAUUGACGGUUUUGAUUGUUGGAACAAGCCGGAAAGACUUCGUGACCAUGUGGGCAAAUCUCCUAAUAGUUUUCAUAAUACGACAGUCAAAAGAUGUGAUAAUUUGCUGAAACAUAACCAAUCAGUUGUUAUUGCUCUCGACAAGCAAAGCAAAGUCACUGAAAAGGAGUAUAUGAUUCGAUUGAACAAUUCCAUAAGUGUUGCUCGAUACUUGCUGCAUCAAGGUCUAGCAUUCCGUGGUCAUGAUGAAUCAGAAGAGUCUAAGAACAAAGGAAAUUUUCGAGAGUUAUCAAUUCUUUUGGCAGAGCAAAAUGAGAACACAAAGAGAGUUGUGUUAAGAGAUGCGCCUGGAAAUAAUAAACUGAUAGCUCCAGAAAUUCAGAAGGACAUUGCUGAAUGCUAUGCAGAGAUCAUAGUCAAAUCUAUUGUUGCUGAAAUUGGUGGUGGAGUUUUCUGUUUAUUGGUUGAUGAGUCCGCUGAUGUUUCAGGCAAGGAACAAAUGGCUGUAGUUUUGCGGUAUGUCGACGAGUUCGGAGCAGUCCAAGAAAGACUUAUUGGUGUUGUUCAUGUGAAUGAGACAUCUGCUUCAUGUCUCAAAUCCGGCAUUGAUCAGUUGUUCAAGAAGUAUGGAUUGAACGUAAAACAAGUUCGAGGCCAAGGGUACGACGGGGCUAGCAACAUGAGAGGUGAGUUCAAUGGCUUGAGAGCUUUGAUCAUGAGGGAGAAUAGCUCAGCAUAUUAUGUUCACUGCUUCGCUCACCAACUCCAGUUAGUCAUUGUGGCAGUAGCUAAAAAGAAUGAUGAUGUUAGUGACUUCUUUGACAUGAUAGCCCUUCUGCUUAAUGUGGCCGGAGCAUCUUGUAAACGAAAAGACUUGAUUAGGGAGAGUCAGCAAGAAAGAGUGAAGAAAGGUAUUGGUUGUGGACAACUUAGUACUGGAACGGGAUUAAAUCAAGAGCUAUCACUUCAAAGAGCUGGAGACACUCGUUGGGGUUCUCACUAUAAAACUCUUCGGAGCAUACUUAACUUGUUCCCAGAUGUUAUUGAAGUACUCAAGUAUGUUGAAAAAGAUGGGCCAAGUGAUGCAAAGAAGCGUCAAGCUCGUGGUCUUUUAGAUUAUGUUACUGAUUUUGACUUCGUGUUUCAUCUACACUUGAUGUUUCUUAUCUUGGGACAUGCAAAUGCUUUAUCUCUAUCUUUACAGAGGAAAGAUAAGGACAUCUUGGAGGCUAUGGUAGAGGUGAAGUUAACCAAGCAAAAAUUUCAGAAAAUCAGAGAUGACGGUUGGGAGUCUCUAUUGGAGAGAACUCACUCAUUUUGUGAGCUGUAUGAUAUUCCUAAGUUGGAUAUGGAAGAAGAGUAUAUAGACCGGCAUAAACCAAGGAAAAAAACCAACCGCACUAACUAUCAGCACUACAGAUAUGAUUGCCUCAACCCUGUUAUUGACUUGCAGCUUGCAGAGUUCAAUGAUCGUUUUAAUGAAGUAAAUUCGAGCCUUCUUACCCGAAUGGCUGCAUUCUGUCCAAAAGAUUCCUUUGAAGCUUUCGAUGUUGAGAGCUUAGUUGAUUUGGCUAAGUCCUAUCCAGAUGAUUUUGAUUCUAUCCAGUUGAAGGAACUUGUUCAUGAGCUUCCUUUCUACAUUGAUAAUGUGCGAGCAGACGAAAGAUUUACAGGCCUGAAAACUAUUUAUGAACUUGGUAAGCUGAUGGUUAGUACAAAUAAGCAUCUUGCUUUUCCUUUGGUCUAUCAGCUCCUGAAGCUAGUAUUAGUGCUGCCUGUCGCAACUGCAUCAGUGGAGAGAUGUUUCUCUGGAAUGAAAAUAGUGAAGACUGUGCUACGUAAUCGCAUUGGUGAUGAUUUCAUGAACUACUGCAUCAUUUGUUUCUUGGAGCAAAGACUUCUAUAUUCAACUUCACGUAAGGAUGUAAUAGAUUACUUUUUGAAGAUGAAAGAACGUAGAGGUCAAGAAAAAUAGAGAGGUAACUACUUUUGUAAUCAGUUUUAGGAUACAUUCGCAACUAUUAUUAUUUUUAUUUAUGUCAGGUUACUAAAAAAACAUUAUAGACAUGUUAUACGAGCUACACAUUUUUGGAUAUAAAUUUUCUACCUUGUUUUUAAUGGGACACAUUAGUGUUACUUGUUUGUGUUG